This is a messenger RNA of Mustela lutreola (European mink), 16505 nucleotides long. It is a transcript of the gene EMSY, whose product is annotated as EMSY transcriptional repressor, BRCA2 interacting. The coding region runs from base 164 to 4177 and encodes 1337 amino acids. The transcript is spliced from 22 exons. Gene Ontology annotation, cellular component: nucleoplasm. NCBI's taxonomy places the organism in Eukaryota, Metazoa, Chordata, Mammalia, Carnivora, Mustelidae. The record is from RefSeq and is a predicted model, not a curated record. Gene Ontology annotation, biological process: regulation of DNA-templated transcription.
GCGCUUGCGCCCUGAUGCCUGUCGCCAUCUUGCCCCUUCUGAGGCACCGCAAACAAACCCAAUUCCUGGUGUUCCCUAGUCUUGGCGGAGGAGCCUUUUAGAUGAGCCCCGAAAGGCCGGGCAGGGAAGACAAGCUCUUUGGGGCUACCAAAAAGAAGCAGCAAUGCCUGUUGUGUGGCCAACCCUUUUGGAUCUCAGCAGGGAUGAAUGCAAAAGGAUUCUUAGAAAAUUGGAAUUGGAGGCAUAUGCUGGAGUUAUCAGUGCACUUCGGGCACAGGGGGAUCUCACCAAGGAAAAGAAAGAUCUUCUUGGAGAACUCUCAAAAGUUCUUAGCAUCUCAACAGAGCGCCACCGUGCUGAAGUUCGGAGAGCAGUAAACGAUGAACGGUUAACAACAAUUGCACAUAAAAUGAAUUUAUCCUUAUAUUUGGGUGAAAGACCAAGUUACAGUAUGUCUGGACCUAAUAGCUCUUCAGAAUGGUCCAUUGAGGGUCGUCGCUUGGUUCCACUGAUGCCCCGGUUGGUUCCCCAAACCGCCUUCACGGUAACAGCUAAUGCUGUUGCCAAUGCAGCUAUCCAGCACAAUGCAUCUCUUCCAGUGCCUGCAGAAACCGGAAGCAAGGAAGUAGUGGUUUGCUAUUCCUACACAAGUACCACGUCAACCCCAACCUCUACCCCUGUUCCAAGUGGCAGCAUAGCAACGGUUAAGUCUCCAAGACCUGCCAGUCCUGCCUCCAAUGUAGUUGUCUUGCCAAGUGGAAGUACUGUUUAUGUCAAAAGUGUUAGCUGUUCAGAUGAAGAUGAAAAACCCAGAAAACGAAGGCGAACAAAUUCUUCUAGCUCCUCCCCCGUUGUCCUAAAGGACGUUCCAAAGGCUGUUGUUCCGGUCUCAAAGACUAUCACUGUGCCUGUGAGUGGCAGUCCCAAGAUGAGCAACAUCAUGCAGAGCAUUGCCAACUCCUUACCACCCCACAUGUCUCCUGUGAAAAUAACCUUCACCAAACCAUCAACACAGACGACAAACACAACAACACAGAAGGUUAUUAUAGUGACCACAUCACCAAGCUCAACCUUCGUGCCCAACAUUCUCUCCAAAUCCCAUAACUAUGCAGCAGUCACUAAGCUUGUACCAACAUCAGUCAUUGCUUCCACAACCCAGAAGCCACCAGUGGUUAUAACUGCUUCACAGUCCUCCCUGGUCAGUAGUAGCAGCAGUGGCAGCAGCAGUUCUACACCAUCACCUAUUCCUAACACAGUUGCAGUGACAGCUGUGGUAUCUUCCACACCAUCCGUGGUCAUGUCAACAGUAGCACAAGGUGUGUCUACAUCAGCGAUCAAAAUGGCAUCAACCAGACUUCCUUCCCCCAAAAGUUUAGUGGGCACCCCAACUCAGAUUCUUGCACAGUUUCCUAAACAGCAUCAACAAUCUCCUAAGCAGCAGUUACAUCAAGUGCAGCAGCAGACACAGCAACAUGUGGGCCAGCCUGCACCAGUAUCUCAUCAGCAGCAACCUCAGCAGUCUCCUUUGCCACCGGGUAUCAAGCCAACUAUUCAAAUCAAACAGGAGUCAGGUGUUAAAAUUAUCACACAACAAGUUCAACCAAGUAAAAUCUUACCCAAACCAGUGACAGCAACUCUGCCCACCAGUAGCAAUUCCCCUAUUAUGGUGGUUAGCAGUAAUGGUGCAAUUAUGACAACUAAACUGGUAACCACUCCCACUGGCACACAGGCAACCUAUACCCGGCCGACAGUGAGCCCGUCCAUAGGUCGGAUGGCUGCAACCCCUGGAGCUGCAACUUACGUGAAAACUACCAGUGGUAGCAUCAUUACAGUUGUACCCAAGUCAUUAGCCACCUUGGGGGGCAAGAUAAUUAGCAGUAAUAUAGUUUCUGGAACGACUACCAAAAUCACUACAAUCCCAAUGACUUCCAAGCCUAAUGUGAUUGUUGUGCAAAAGACUACAGGAAAAGGAACGACUAUUCAAGGCCUCCCAGGCAAAAACGUUGUCACAACAUUGCUAAAUGCUGGAGGAGAAAAAACUAUUCAGACGGUGCCAACAGGAGCAAAGCCAGCUAUUAUCACUGCUACAAGACCCAUCACCAAAAUGAUUGUAACUCAACCAAAAGGAAUAGGUUCCACAGUUCAACCAGCAGCUAAAAUCAUCCCGACAAAAAUUGUUUAUGGGCAGCAAGGGAAAACACAGGUUCUAAUUAAACCCAAACCAGUGACAUUUCAAGCCACAGUUGUUAGUGAACAGACAAGGCAGCUGGUCACAGAAACAUUACAGCAAGCAUCUAGGGUGGCAGAAGCUGGUAAUUCAUCUAUUCAAGAGGGAAAAGAAGACCCACAGAGUUAUACAGAUAGUAGUUCCUCUUCUACAGAGUCCUCCCAAAGUUCCCAAGAUUCCCAGCCUGUAGUUCAUGUAAUUGCUUCCCGGCGUCAGGAUUGGUCAGAACAUGAGAUUGCAAUGGAGACUAGUCCCACCAUAAUUUAUCAGGAUGUAUCCAGUGAAUCACAAUCAGCUACUUCAACAAUCAAAGCUCUAUUAGAACUCCAACAGACAACAGUAAAGGAAAAAUUGGAAUCUAAACCAAGACAACCCACUAUUGACUUGAGUCAGAUGGCAGUGCCUAUUCAGAUGACCCAGGAAAAGAGACAUUCUCCUGAGAGUCCAUCCAUUGCUGUGGUAGAGUCAGAACUAGUUGCUGAAUACAUCACUACUGAACGCACUGAUGAGGGGACAGAGGUUGCUUUUCCCCUUCUAGUCAGCCAUCGCUCCCAGCCCCAACAGCCCUCCCAGCCCCAGCGGACCCUGCUCCAGCAUGUGGCUCAGUCACAGACUGCAACACAGACUUCAGUGGUGGUGAAGUCCAUCCCGGCAUCUUCCCCUGGAGCAAUCACCCACAUUAUGCAGCAGGCAUUAAGCAGUCACACUGCUUUUACCAAACACAGCGAGGAACUUGGAACUGAGGAGGGCGAGGUUGAAGAGAUGGACACUUUAGACCCUCAGACAGGUCUGUUUUACCGAUCUGCUCUGACUCAGUCGCAGUCAGCUAAGCAGCAGAAACUUAGCCAGCCCCAGCUGGAACAGACUCAGCUGCAAGUGAAAACUCUGCAGUGCUUCCAGACUAAACAGAAGCAGACCAUCCACCUGCAGGCAGACCAGCUCCAGCACAAACUCCCGCAAAUGCCCCAGCUUUCCAUCAGGCACCAAAAGCUCACCCCUCUCCAGCAAGAACAAGCACAGCCCAAGCCAGAUGUACAGCACACACAGCAUCCCAUGGUGGCCAAAGACAGGCAGCUUCCUACCUUAAUGGCACAGCCCCCGCAGACUGUAGUACAGGUGCUCGCAGUGAAAACCACGCAGCAGCUCCCUAAACUGCAGCAGGCUCCGAACCAACCAAAAAUCUACGUGCAACCCCAAACCCCCCAGAGCCAAAUGCCGCUCCCAGCUGCAUCAGAGAAACAGCCGGCAAGCCAGGUGGAGCAGCCAAUUAUAACCCAAGGAUCCUCUGUUACAAAGAUAACUUUUGAGGGGCGCCAGCCUCCCACAGUUACAAAGAUAACUGGUGGCAGUUCUGUGCCUAAGCUGACAUCACCAGUUACAAGCAUAUCUCCCAUUCAGGCCUCUGAGAAGACAGCAGUGUCAGACAUUUUGAAAAUGUCUUUGAUGGAAGCUCAGAUUGAUACAAAUGUAGAGCAUAUGGUAGUGGAUCCCCCAAAGAAGGUUCUUGCCACUGGUAUGCUCACUGGUGAAGCAGGAUCAUUACCAUCCACCCAUGUGGUGGUGGCAGGGAUGGCGAAUUCCACUCCCCAGCAACAGAAAUGUAGAGAGUCCUGUUCAAGUCCAUCUGCUGUUGGCCCUCCCUUAACGACAAGGAAAAUCGAUGCACCAGGAGUGCCUACGACAGGCCAGUUCAUGCGUAUUCAGAAUGUAGGCCAAAAGAAAGCUGAAGAGAGCCCAGCAGAAAUUAUCAUCCAGGCCAUUCCCCAGUAUGCUAUUCCUUGUCACUCCAGUUCCAACGUGGUUGUAGAGCCCAGUGGGCUUCUUGAGCUAAACAACUUCACUAGCCAGCAGUUGGAUGACGAUGAGACGGCAAUGGAGCAAGACAUAGACAGUAGCACAGAGGAUGGAACCGAGCCCAGCCCCUCUCAUAGUUCUGCUGAACGGUCCUAAAUUUUUGAAAACAGGCGUGCACUUUAAAACCUACUUGGUUACCAAGUGUCCAGGGAAGCCCUUGAUUUUUGAUGUCUAAAGAUAGCACUUUGCCCAUGCUUAGGCUAUGGACCCCAAAAUCACAGUGUUUCAACAAGAGCUGCUGCAGGAGCAGCAUUUUAAAACAAGAUAAAACUCACAGGGGAAUGUACUUUAAAAAAAAAAAAAAAAAGAAAAAGGAAAAAAAGGAAAGCUAAAAAAAAGAAAAACGUGCACAUCUGCAGUGACAAAAGACCCGAUAUCCUUUCUCUGUUGGACCAUGGCUGAUGGUAAAGUAUGUCAUGCAGUGGAAAGAGACUUUUCCUGUGAAUGUUCAACUGGUUUCUGCUGAGCAAAACACCAUCAGAAAAGGAGAAUGUGAAUAGUUUGUAUUUUGAAAUGGUGUGUCAGGAACAGUUUUUUAAAAACCUUGUAUGUUUUUGAAAAUCUCUGAAAGUGUUGAAUUGGUUAAAAUUUUACAUUUGCUCAGUUUAUAGUUUAUAAAAUAACUAGAAAAAUACUGGCAUUAAAGAAUCCUUGUUAGAUGGUGGAAAUCAGAUCCCUAACCAGUGGGAAGUGCUUUUUGGGUGGCUUGUACAUUCUCAUCAUUUGUAUGCUAAUUUAUUGUGUUGUUGUUCCUUUGUGCUCUAGGCAGCACACUUGCCUUCUAUUUAUUUAAAUGUAAACAUUUCAAAGCAGGCCAUAUUCUGACAGAUUUCCUGUAAACCAGGAUUUGCCUGCCUUUUCCACCUCCCAACCCUCCCGCUCCUUUAAGAAAAGAGAAAAUGUUUCAUUGUGAAGGAGAGGAAAAGAAACAUUUUCUAGCCCAAAGGAAAUGUUCAGCUAUGUUCAGGAAAAAUAACCCAUAUGAUGCUAUCUUAACAUUGAAAUUGCACAUUCAUAUUGGACUGAGACUUUGAAGAUAACUUUUACGUACUUUUGUUUAAACCCCUUUGAAAUGUAUAAAAAUUAAUUUGCAGUUCUAAAUGUAAUGUUUUUAAGCAUUCUGCCUUUUUAGGACACAGUUUGUUUAAGCAAUAUGUUUGGGUCUUGUGAUCACGGUCUGUCACAAGUAGAGUGAGGGGUAAGAGGGUGGGAGGGUAACGGUCAGUUUUGACAAGUUGUGGCAAAGGAAGCAAUUCUUUUCAUUUUUUAAAAAAUGUAAAUAGAAAAGUUUUUAACGGUUUUAUAUAGAUUUCACUAUAAAUAAGCAUUUUAAGACUGACAAAUGUUGAACUGUACAUACAUAUCUCAGCAUAACUGCCCAAUUUUUUGGUGCUGAAGUACUGUAAGUAGAUUUCACCAACAGUCUCCUAAUUUUUGCAUCUAUAUCUAGAAAAAAAACUGUGAUACUGUAGUUAAUAAAUUCCCACUAGAGUGACACUGAAGAUUUAAACACAAGCAUUUAUAAGAUGCACUGACCUCUGGUAGUCGCCAUCAUUUCUCCUGAGUGGUUAACGACUUACCCGUAGAUGGGGCUGUUGGAUUUUAUUUUAUUGUACAAAUUCAUGUUUAAAAGACUUUGUGAUUGUUUCUAGUUAAGUAACUUUUUAACCUCUCCAGUCAUAGGCUUCUUUGAAAAUCUGAUCACACUAUGAACUCUCCCCAAAAAGACACACAUGCCAAUAUACAUGUUAGAUUUUACAUACAAUCUUAGGGGUUUGUGGGCCCCUAAGCCUAACCAUGUAUUCAAGGUUAAGCCCUCUGUUAUGGUCAGUCCAUUACUUACAGAUGUAAGUUUUUAUAAAAUAAAAUAUCUUUUAAAUAUUCAUGGGUCAGGUAACAAGAGCAAACUUGAAUAAAGUUAUUAUGUCUACUUCUACAUAUUCUGGCAGCAUAGCAUACCUGUGUCCCUUUUGAGAAUUUAACCUUAAUAUGUUUUCAACAACUGGAAUGGCAGACGAAACUUCCAUAAGCUACACUUUUAAAAAUUAGUAUGUAUAUAUUAGCAAAUUAUCAAGUGAGGGAUUUAAUAUUUUUUUUUCCUUCAAAGAUACUACUUUCAAGGAGACCAUGACUUCUUUUGUUUAUUCAACAAAUAUUAUUUGAACAUCUAUGGCGUGUUGGGUACUGUUCUAAGCACCAGGGAUUCCACAGUAAAUAAACAGAAAAUCCUACCCUUAUGGAGUUUACAAACAGAGCUUCCUGCUGAAGAGUGGAUGCCAGGGCCAAAGGAAGGAGGAAACUCAAGUUCCUACUUAGGUUUCUUGCUUAAGUGAAUGGAUGGUGGUGCUGUAUAUGGGUCUCCAGGUAUCCUUUUACUGAAAGUCUUAGCAUUAUUAAAUGUAAUUUUAAAUCAGUCCUUGUGAAAGAUAUCCAGAGAUUAUGCUGCAAAUAUUACAGAAUUAUUAGAGUCCUAACAACUGUUACAGGCAGUGGUAAGAAAAAUUCAUUUGGUUUGAAGUAAACUUUGUAAAUGCUUUGUAUUGCAGAAUGCAGUUUAUGCUGAACUUAGGGAACUUAAAAAAAUGUUUUAUUGAAAUUAAUUCACAUGCCAUACAAUUCACCCAUUUAAAGUGUACAGUUCAGUGGUUUUCACUGGAUUUACUGAGUUGGGCAGCCAUCACUACAGCCAGUUUUAGAACAUUUCCAUAACCCUAAAAAGAAAUCCUGUACCCCUUAGCUGUUACCCCUGAAACUCACCCUGCCACUCCAGCUCUAGGCAACCACUAAACUACUUUCUGUCUUUAUGGACUUGCCUAUUCUGGACAUUUCAUAUAAAUGGAAUCAUAUAAUAUGUGGUCUUCCGUGACUGGCUUCUUUCAUUUGGCAUAGUAUUUUCAAAAUUGUAACAGGUUUCAGUCCUUCAGUCCUUUUUAUGGCUCAGUAAUAUUCCACCACAUGGAUAAACCACAUGUUCUUUAUCCAUUCAUUGGUUGAUGGACAUUAGGGUUUCUACUUUUGGCUUUUAUGAAUAAUGCUGCUGUGAACACUUGUGUAUAGUUUUUACAUGUUUUCCGUUCUCUUUGGUACAUUUCUAGGAGUGUAAUUGCUAGGUCCUACAGUAACUGUUUAAUGAUUUGAGAAACUAUCAAACUCUUGUCUACAGUGACUGCACAGUUUACAGCAGUAUAGGACAGUUUGACCUUUUCUACAUCUUCACCAAUGCUUGCUAUAUUUGUUUUUUGUUUUCAUUAUUUUUCAAAAUUAUAUCCAUUUUAGAGUGUGCAGUGGUACCUCAUUAUGGUUCUGAUUGACAUUUUCCUGAUGGCUAAUGGUAAGAAUCUUUUCAUCUGCUUGUUGGCCAUUCACUGAUCUUUGGAGAAAUGUCUUUUGCCCAUUUUCAAAUUGAAUGAUUUUCUAUUAUUUAAAUUGAGAGCUUUCGAAGUACAGGCAAUAAUACCACUCUUAAAAGUAACCUGUUCUCUAGUCAUUAAUUCAUCACCCUUAAAACCUUAAUCACGUUUGACUUCCUCUCUAAUGUAACAAAUUGCUUAACAUUCUUAAAACUAUGUAGAGCUAAUUGAAAACGUUUUUAAAUACAUUUCUUUGUGAGGUUCUCUCAAUGACCUGCUUGGAUGGGAGACAUAGUACAAAGGAAAUAAUACCCAAGUGGUCUGGAUUUGAGUCCCAGGCUCCUGUGUUAAUGGAUCAUAUGAACUUGAGCAGGUCCCAUUUCCUGUAAUACAAAGUGUGAGUUUCUGACCCACUUGGGGUUAUCGUGAAGAGUGCAUGAAAUAGUGCAUGUAAAAAAUGCCAGGCACAGAGGUGCUCUAUUUUUUAAGUCUAAUAGCUAUUAACAAUCCCACUUUAUAAAUAGAAAACGAGGGCUCAGAGACAAAUGAAGUACCAAAACACACAGAUUAUAUGCUAAUAGGCAUCAUGCUGAUCCCCAAGUUGAUACUUUCUAUAUGGGAGUGUAUGUGUGCCACCAGACACAGAAUUGGCCUUUGGAAAGACAGGGGAACUUGAUGUUGGCCUGUAACAUAAUCUCUUUGUCUGUCUUGGGUGCCUUCACACAGAGGUGCUCACACACAAGUUUGUUUUUUGAUUUGUCACAAAUCCCAGAUAAGAGGAAGUAGAGUGAAAAAGCACCAUGUAAGCAAGGCCUUUCCAAGAAGAGUGAGAAAACAGUCUGCUGCCUCUGCUUACAGGUUUUAUAAGCCUUUAAGUGAGGCCUAUGACCUACAUAUUGAAAAAAGGAUUGAAACACCAUAGAAUCAGAUUUGUACUUGUGAGAAGUCUUGCUCUGCUUUCGUACCUCUUCCUUGCUUACACAGACUGUAACUGAAAACAGGGCACUUCAGAAAAAAAAAAAAAAAAGCAAGCCUAAGUUUGAAUCCUGACAAGCCAUGUGGCUGGACAAGCUCCGAGAGGCUUCAGUUAGCACAAGAUGGAAUGAAUGGUUUAUACUAUGUCACCUAAUACCCAUUUUUAAAUGUCCUGACUUUUUCUUUUCCUUCCAACAAAUAGUUACUGGGCACUUCUUAUGUGCAGACGUUGGGGAUAUAAUAGCCAGGGAAAGACACCUCUACCCUCUUGGAACUUGAGCCUUUAUCUCCUUUAGGAUACAUGAAUCAAAGAUUACAGCUAAAUAUAUUCAUUGCUAAGUGCUAUGGUGGAAAAUAAGUAGUGCUAGGAUAGUGUGUAAAUACGGAGGUUGGGGAGUUGUACUCAGAAAGGGAUUCUUUUUUUUUUUUUUUCCUUUUUUUUAGAGAGAGAGCACAAGUAAGCAGAGCAUCAGGGAGAGGGGGAGAGAGAGAAGCAGGCUCUCUGCUGAGCAGGGAGCCUGAUGUGGGGCUCGAUCCCAGGACUCUGGAAUCAUGACCCGAGCUGAAGGCAGCCGCUUAACCAACUGAGCCACCUGGGUGCCCCCAGAAAGGGAUUCUUAAAGUGAUUUGAAGGAAGGGAUUUAACUAGACAAGAAGGAUGGGGGGUGGGGGCAGAAGGAUAGCAGCUAUGAAAGGCCUGUGGUAGGAAGGACUUGGGGAGAGGGGAACUUGAGUAGGCUAAUGUGACUGCAACGCAGCAAGUGAAGGCAACAUGCGUGGGAGCAGAAAGUAGAGACAGACCUAUAUGUGGAUCUUGCAGGUUAUGAUAAAGGUUUGAGGUUUUAUUCUUAGAACAAGAAGUCACUGAAAAGUUUUAAGCCAUUGACCCUGGCAAAAUGAAUUAAUAUAUGUACAAACUACUUGGAGUUAAGUUCAUUAGUACAGAAAAAUAAAUUUAACUUUUUUUUUUUUAAUGCCAGUCUCAUCUCCUUAUGUCUGGCAUUCAAGGUUCUUAGAGCUGCAAUCUACAUCUGUAGAUUCAUAACCCAUUUCACUACCCCGACCUACUGCCUGUCUCCCCCAUCACACAUACAGUUUAUGCUCUGUAAUUGACAGGCUCACUCAUUUCCCAAAGCCCUGAUUAAAAACCACAUCCUUCACCAAGACUGCCCAGAUGUGUUGCAGGGGAACUUAAUCCUACCCGACUGCUGAGUUCCUCUAGCAUUUGGGGAGAAAUACACGUUUAUGUAGCACUUACCAUUGGUUCUUUGCUGUGAAUUAGUUGCAAUUUUUACAGUAUGCCUCUGGGAGAGCCCUUGAAAUGCAGUAUUCUAAGGAGUCAUUCUAAAUUCUUUUAGCUUAAGUAAGAGAUGCUGAGCUUUCUGGAUUUUUUUUUUUUUUUUUGUCUCUGAUGCCCUUGAAUAUCAAGACUUAAUAUUCAAGUUUGUUUGAAAGAGUUUAGUGAGAUCGUUGGUAAUCUUAAGAUUCACUCAUUCAAGUCAGUAGCAUCCUGUUUGGUUCUCCACAGGAUCAACUGCUAUUUCCUUGCAUGGCAGUGUUCACCAGGGUCUAUCAUCUAUGCUAUCACUUUGACCUCUACCAUAUAUGGAUUAAUUAAUUAAAUCACUGAGUAAAUAUUGAGCAGUUAUUGUUACCCAGACACUAUUCUAGCCACUAGGGAUAUGGCAGUGAACAAAAUAGUUGAAAAAUAAAGCAAUCUGUGUUAUGUAGCUUACAUUCUAAAUGGGUUAUAAGUGUAAAUUAAAAAUAAAUGGUAUCUUAUGAUAAUUAUAACAAGCAAAGUGGGAAAGGGGAAUAUGAAACUCUAGGAUCUGUUGGUGUUAAAUCUUAAAUGAAAUAGACAGGGAAGUUCUCACUGAGAAGGUAAAUUGGAAAAAACCUCCAGGACAUGAGGAAGUCAGCUGGACUGAUGUCUGCAGAAAGAGUGUUCAACGUGAAGGGGACAGCAAGUACAAAGGCCCUGAGAUCCGUGCCUGGCAUAUUCAAAGAAGAGCCAAAAAAAAAAAAAAAAAAAAAAAAGACCAGAUAGGGUUAGGGUCAGAGUGAAUGGGGAUGGAGGGAGUUAUGUCUUCUCUCUUUUUUUCUUUGUCAUUACCUAAAGGGUUGUCAAGUUUGAUGAUCUUUUCCAAGAGCUGACUUUUGGUUUCUUUGAUUCUUUUGUUUUUCUAUUCUCUAUUUCAUUUAUCUACAUUCUAAUCUUUUUAUUAUUUUCUUGCUUUAGCUAGCUUUGGGCUUUGUUUAUUUUGUUUUUCCCCCUUUUUCUAGUUCCUCAAGGUGUAAUGUUAAAUUAUUGAUUUGAGAUCUUUCCUUUUUUGAUGUAGGCAUACACAGCAAAAUUUCUCUCUGAGCACUGUGCUGCAUUCUAUAAAUUUUGGUAUGUUGUGGGGCUUUUUUUUUUCACUCAUCUCAAGGUAUUUUCUAGUUCCUCUUAUGAUUUCUUCAAUCACUGGUUGUUUAAGAGUUUGUUUAAUUUCCACAUAUUUGUGAAAUGUGCAGCUUUCCUUCUGUUACUGAUUUCUACCUCUGUUCCAUUGUGGAUGUUCUGUCCAUGAUUGAAAGUGGUGUACUGAAAUCUCCAGAAGUCUCCAUUAUUGUGAGCUGUCUGUGUCUCCCUUCAGUUCUGUUAAUAUUUGGCUCAUAUAUUUUGGAGCUCUGUUUAGUACAUGUAUGUUUAUAAUUGUUAUUUCUUGGUGAAUCAACCCCUUUAUCAGUAUAUAGUUCUUCUUUGUGUCUUGUAACAGUUUUUACUUAAAGUGUAUUCUGUCUGAUAUUAGUAUAGUCACCUCAUCUCUUUUUUAGUUACCAUUUGCAUGGAAUAUAUUUUUCUAUCCUUUAACUUACAGCCUAUUUAUGUCUGCGUUGAAAGCCAGUCUCUUAUGGACAGCAUAUUGGAUCAUUUUUAAUCUAAUCUGCCAGUUUUGGCUGUUGAUGGGAGAGUUUAAUCCAUUUAUUUUCAAUGUAAUUAGGAAUAAAGAAGGAUUUACUUAUGCCAUUUAAUAUUUGUUUGCCAUGUCUAAUACUUUUUAAAAUUCCCUAUUUCCCAUGGCCUUCUUUUAUGUUUAAUUGAUUUUUUUUUGUAUUGAGAUGUUUUUAUUUCCUUCUCAUUUACUUUGUGUAAAUUUUUAGUUAUUUAGAUAUUUCCUUUGUGGUUACAAAGGGGAUUACAUUUAAUAUCCUUAAGUUAUACCUAGUUUGAAUUGAUACCAAUUUUACUUUAGUGGCAUACAAAACUUUGCCCCUCUAUAGCUUCAUUCCCCCCUUUAUGUUGUUAUCAUCACAAAUUACAUUUUUAUACGUUGUGUGUCCAAUAACAGAUUUAUAAUUAUUUUUAUGCAUUUGCCUUUUCAAUUAUGUAGGAAAUAAAAAGUGGAAUUACAAAACAAAACUGCAAUAAUAUUGGCUCUUAUAUUUUCCUGUGUAGGUACCUUUACUGGAGGAAAUUAUUUCUUCAUAUGGCUUCAACUUACUGCCAAGUGGCCUUUUGUUUCAAUCUUUUAUUUUACUUAUUUAUUAAACAUGGGACUUGAACUCGGGAUCCUGAGAUCAAGACCUGAGCUGAGAUCAAAAGUCAGAUGCUCAACUGACUGAGCCACCCAAAAGCCCUUGAAGGACUCCUUUUAGUAUUUCUUUAUGGGAAGAUCUAGUGGUAAUGAGCUCCCUGAGCUUUUGUUUAUCUGAGAAUGUCUAACUUUUCGCUCAUUUUUGAAUGACAGUUUUACUGGAUAUUGAAUUCUUGAUUGACGGGUUUUAUGUUUUUUCUUUCAGCACUUCCUGCCUUCCUAGGCUUCAUGGUUUCUGGUGAGAAAUCGGCUGUUUACCUUACUGAGGAGACCUUGUACCUGACAAGUUGCUGCCCUCUUAUUUCUUUCCAGAUCUUCUUUUUGUCUUUUGACAGUUUGACUCUGACGUGUCUUAGUGUAGCUGUGUAAGUUUAUCCUACUUGGAGUUAAUUCAACUUCUUGAAUGUGUAGAUUCAUGUCUUCCAUCAAACUUGGUAAAUUUUCAAUUGUUUCUUCAAAUAUUCUUUCUGCCCCUUUCUCGCUUUCUCCCAUAAUACAUAUAUUGAGCCUUUUGAUAGUAUCCCACAGGUCUCAUAGCUCCUUUUAAUUUUUCUUCUUCCCCCGUUCUGUUCCUGGAUAAUUUUGUAACUGGAUAAUUUCAGUUGUCCUAUCUUCAAGUUCACUCAUUCUGUCUUCUGCAUGCUCAAAUUUUCUAGAAGUUGAACCCCCUCUAGUAAAGUUUUUUUUUUUUUAAUUCAUUUACCAACAUCUCCCCAUUUCUGCAGCCCUUGGCAGCCACCAUUCUACACUGUUCUGUGAGUUUGACUUUUUAAGAUUUUACAUAUAAGUGAGAUCAUGCAGUAUUUGUCUUCUGUUUCUAACUUAUUUCACUUAGCACAAUGUCCUCCAUGUUCAUCCAUGUUGUUGCAAAUGACAGGAUUUUCUUUUUUAAGGUUGAACAAUAUUCCACUGUGUGUGUAUGUAUACACACACACACAUACAUACAUAUAUAUAUGUAUGUAUAUAUAUAUAUAUAUAUAUACACAUACUGUAUUUACUUCAUUCAUUCACUGAUGGACACUUAGGUUGUCGCCAUUGUGAACAAUGCUGCAGUGAACAGAUACUGAUUUCAUUUCCUGUGAAUAUAUAUCCAGAAGUGGUAUUUUUGGAUCACAUGGUAGCUCUUAAUUUUUUUGAGGAACCUCUAUAGUGUUUUCCAUGGAGUUUUCAUUUCAAUAAUCAUACAUUUCUAUCCAGAAUUUCCAUUUCGUUCUGUUGAUAAUUUUUCUUUAUUGAAAUUCUUAUUUUGUUCUCAAAUCACUUUCUGUAUUUCCUUUAGUUCUUCAUCUUUGGCUCUUUGAACACAUUUAAGACAGUUAUUUUAAAGUCUUUGUAUAAUAAGUCCAGUGUCUGGGUUUUCGUGAGAACUGUGUCAGUCAAGUAAUUUUGUUCCUUUGAAUAGGUCAUAUUUUUCUGUUUAUGGGUAUACUUCGUGAUUUUUUUUGUUGAAAAGCGAACAUUUGAAUAUUGUGGUGUGGUAACUAGAAAUCAAAGUUUCCCUUCCCCCCCCAGGAUUUGCUGGGGUUUUCUUUCUUUUUUUUGAUUGUUAAAGGCUGUAGUGGUUCAUUUGUCUACUGACAUCUUCCCCCACCCCAACCCGACAGUGUAUUCUUUUCAUGUGUGGUCACUGAAGUUUCUGUUCCACAGCAUGUGUUCGACUAGUGUUUGACAGAUUUCUUUGAACCCCGGGAGCUACGCAAACACACACAUACACACACCUCUUGGUCUUUGCAGAUUGGCCUUGUGCUGUGGUCCUUCUUCUUACCCAGACUUCCACUGAGUCUAGGGAUCAACCUGAAGUGAAAGCUUGAGGUCUUCUCAGUUCUUUUCUAAGCGUGUAUGUGGCUUUGUAAAUUCCUCUUUAUUAUUAAAGUGCUUUUGAAUGUCCUAAUUUCUCAAAGGAACUCUCCUGAUCUUUUCCUCCCAGGCCUUAGGUGUUCUUUCAUACCUCAACUAUAAUCUUUUGCCUUAGCAGUCUGCAGAUUGUUUGUCGGCCUUGUUUUCAAACAAUGUAUUCUGCAUUUCCAGCAUGACCGAGUUCUGAGUUAGGUGAAACAGAAAUGAUUGCCUUUCUUCAGUCCUUCAAAUAGCCCCAAGGCAGGUUAGAAUAAAUGUACACAGUAAUUUGCAAAUAAAGUGUCCUGUGUUCCUUUCAAAAGCAAGGACCAGUGCCUCACCCUGGCAACAUGGGCAUCCUUAAGGUCAUUGCUGAGCCAGGGAGAGGCUAGGGUAAAGGCCAGUAGAAAUGCCACAGAGUUUUCCUAUAGUUUUGUUUCUGUCUCAUUUUUUUAAGUGGCAAGAUAAACAUGAUAUAAAACUUAACCAUUUGUAAGCAUACAGUUCAGUGGCAUUAUGUACAUUCAUAUUGUUCAAUCAUCACCACUGUUCUUUUCCAGAACUUUUUCAUCAUCCCAAACUGAAACUCUAUAGCCAUUAUAUGAUAAUUCCCCUUCUCACCUCCCCCAGCCCUUAUUAAGCACCCUAUACUUUCAAAGUUGCCUUUUUUUUUUUUUUUUUGAUUCAGCAUUUGGUGUUGCUAUAUAAAACUUUUUGACUAUUUUCCAGAGUUCUGACAAAACUGGUUUGGGUAGUUUCUGCUUGUGUUUCAGUUUCUGUGAGCUUGGAGCUAUCUACUAUGCCAUUUUGCUGACAUCACUCUCAACACUACAGUUUUGUCCUGAGUGAUUUGGAAGAGUAGACUAGCCAUUUACUGAUAGGAAAGACUGUGGGAAGAUCUAAUUUUGAAGAAUAUCAAAGGCUCAGUUGGGGAUAAAUUAAACUCAAGACACCUAUUAGACAUCAAGUGGAGAAGUCAAGUAGGUAGGUAGAAAAGAAAAGAGCUCCCAAGGACUGAUCCCUAGGUGGUCCAGCACAUAGCAGUCAGGAAGAUGAAGGAGAACCAAAAAAGAGACUGAGAAGGACUGGCCAGAAGGAUGGGAAGUAAAGCUGGAAAUUGAGAGUCUUGGAAACAUAAGAUGUUCAUCUUGGGGACAGAUAAAGCUGCUAAAUCAAAAAAGGUGAGGACUCUGGGAGUGAGCCAUGUGAAGUCAUAAGUGACCUUGGAUAAUGCAGUUUUGGUGGAGUUGGGGACAAAAGCUAGAAGAGGUUGUGAAGAGGGAAUUACAGACUGAGAAUACAGAUACUUCAAUGAGUUGCUGUAAAGAGCAGUGAUACGGAGCAAUUGCUGGAAAGGCAAAUGGGGUCAAGAGGUCUGCUGUUUUUUAAUUUAAGGAAAUGGGAUUUCUGAUGAGAUUGAUCCAAUGGAGAGAAGAAAGUGUUUGUAAUGCAGAAGACAGUCAAAUCGCUGGUGUACUCUUAGAAUAGUGGUAGGAGCUGGGAUUUGUGGAGGUUCUGGGUUCAUCCAUUAUAACAGAAGAGAAGAUAUGCAGGGGCAGAAGUGGGUAGGCAGGUAGCUACAUCUGUCUCCAUUUUCUAAUGACUCCCAGUUCCUAUCUAUAAUUGUUAUCUCUUCCCUGGGCCAAAGCCUACUGCCUUGAGACAUCCCUGACUGGAUUUCCUACAAAUACUCCUACAAAUACUUUAUGUUGUCCCAAAUGAACUAUCUUCUGAUUCAUGCUCCCUGCUGUGUUACUACCUGUCCAUGGCACCCAAUCCAUGCUGAGAAGAAGAAAGGCCAGCUUUUGAGCUGGGGUGUAGGCCUCAAUAAAAAGGCAGCCCCAGAGCUGAGGCUGGAAGAAGGGUGGAUUUCCUCUAUGGGCAAGGGAGUAAAGCGAAGUAAAACGAAGUAGGCAGAGCACUCUAAGAUGGGUGUCUGGUGACCAGUGGGCAGUGUACUCAGAGCAGUUACUUGGAGGUGGUUACAGGAUUUAAAGAGCUAUUUAUUUUGAGUUUUUCUUCCUUAGCGUUAGAUUGUUGUCCUGCUGAAGAAGAAUCCUGACAAGUCCUUUCGCACUCUGUGUCUGGCACAGGCUGUUCCCUCACACACAACGCACUGACCUCUGAUUAUUGACCAGUCUCCUCUUUGCAUCCCCAAGGUCACCUGGCAUGCUUCCCCUGACUCUUUUUCUUUGCCUCCUCAUCUCUAUCUCCUUUAUGACUGUUCUACAUCUCCUUUAUGGCUCCUAAUUCUUGUUCCAUGGAAGUUUUGCUCUGAGAGUUGGAUCGUCUUCAUGGCAUUAGGAAAAAGUACCUGGUGUGUAGGAGGCACCGUCGGGUCUGUUGACUGGCCGUGUAGAAAACUCCCAGACUGGCCCCGAGGCCUUGCCCACAGGUGCGCAGAUGCUUGUUAACUAAAAUGCACAAGCAAAUCCAGAAAUAACAUCCCUAUUGCAGGUUGUUUUGGGAUGAGGAUGUUAUUGUUGUGAAAUGUUUGUGUAUCAGUCACUUUGGACACAGAGGACAGUGCCCAUCUCCGUUGUCAUUUGUUCUGUCACUUCAAAGUACAGGAAAACCAUGGGUGGUGAUUUUAGAAUCUUACUCAGAACCCUCAGGGAAUGAGUCAUUUUGUACUGACGACUUUUCCGGAUUGCCACAGUUAAAAUAAAUGAAGCAACAGGA